Messenger RNA from Meloidogyne enterolobii, 1494 nucleotides. The record is from the annotation of a GenBank genome assembly. Lineage: Eukaryota; Metazoa; Nematoda; Chromadorea; Rhabditida; Meloidogynidae.
AUGACUUCUCUGGUGAUCCAACAAAAUAUUAACGAUGAAUUUGAGGAAAUCAAUAGAUCUGCAACACUCUAUUUAGAACUUCCUGAAGGAUUAAAACAAACGCAAAUUCGUGCAAAUAUUUUUGGUGCAACUAAAAGUAUUAGUGGAGAGAUUGUUUUUCAGACAGGAAUGUGUGGUUAUAUUGAGGCUUUAACUGACCCCAGUUAUGCGCAGCAACUUUUGGUUCUUACCUAUCCUCUGAUUGGAAAUUAUGGCGUCCCAAAAUUUGGCAAAUCGGAUCCUAAAUGGCCUGAGCUUCUUACAGGUGGAUUUGAAUCAGAUAGGAUUUGGCCUGCUGCUCUGAUAGUCGACAGAAUUUGUGAAGAGGGCGAGUAUAGUCAUUAUGAAGCUGCCACUUCUCUUUCUCAAUGGCUUUGUGAUCAAGGUGUUACGGGUCUGUGCGGGAUUGAUACUCGGAUGCUUACAAAAAUUAUUCGCACUUACGGAACGUUGAGAGCUAAGAUUGUAGUUGAUUCAGAUCAGCAAGAUGAUAUUCAAUUUGUCAACAUUAAUGAACAAAAUUUAGUUGCAUCUGUCAGCAGAAAGGCUAGUUUUACAAAUUAUUAUGAUGGCCUCUUCAUUUCUAAUGGGCCCGGAGAUCCUGCAAAAUGUACCUCGUUAAUUAAUCGAAUUGCGUCACUUUUAUCUUCCGGAACAAAUGUACCUAUUUUCGGUAUUUGUUUGGGACAUCAAUUGUUGGCUUCUGCUGCUGGUGCAAAAACUUACAAAAUGAGAUUUGGCAAUCGAGGUCAUAAUUUACCUGCUUUACAUGCUUCUUCUGGGCGGUGUUUUAUUACUGCUCAAAAUCACGGAUUUGCUGUUGAUCGUAAUUCACUACCUAAAAAUUGGAAUGAACUAUUUAUAAAUGCAAAUGACAGGUCAAACGAGGGAAUGAUUCAUGAGAGCAAACCUUAUUUUAGUGUUCAAUUUCAUCCUGAACAUUGUGCUGGGCCAGACGAUACGGAGUGGCUUUUUGAUGUUUUUGUUGAAUCAAUGAAAAUAGUUAAAACUACAAAAGAUUCUGUUAAUUUAAAUCAGCUAAUUAAUGAGCGUCUGGCUUUUACUACUAAUUAUCGAGAGGAGGUCUCUAACCAAAAGAAAGUUUUGAUACUCGGUAGUGGUGGAUUAUCAAUAGGUCAAGCCGGUGAAUUUGAUUAUUCUGGUUCUCAAGCAAUUAAAGCUUUACGGGAGAUGGGGAUUAAAAGUAUUCUUAAUCCGAAUGUUGCUACUGUCCAAACUACGAAAGGAUUUGCAGAUCGUGCUUACUUUUUGCCUGUAACUAAAGAAUUUGUCACUGAGAUAAUUAAAAAAGAAAGACCGACAGGUCUUUUAUGCACUUUUGGUGGUCAAACCGCUCUCAAUUGCGCCAUUGAUCUAUUUCGCGAUGGAGUGUUGGAAGAAUUUAAUGUACGUGUUCUUGGAACUCCUAUAGGUUCUUUAAUUUUACUUCUUUAA